Ostertagia ostertagi is the source of this 1254-nucleotide messenger RNA. The record is from the annotation of a GenBank genome assembly. NCBI's taxonomy places the organism in Eukaryota, Metazoa, Nematoda, Chromadorea, Rhabditida, Trichostrongylidae.
AUGCACUUGCGAGAUGACGACGAUACUAGCCAGUGUAAUUCGAGAAACUCCAAUGGCUCACGACAUACUCAGAGUAUUCACUCUCGAAAUGACUCAUCAAAACGAUUCACGCCAGGAGAUCCGUGUGUGGUAUGUGGAGAUGCGGCAUCCGGAAUUCAUUAUGCGGUAGCGGCAUGUAAUGGCUGCAAGACGUUCUUCAGGAGAGUGGUUCUGGAGUGCAUUACAAUCAGAGCGGGAUUACAUACUCUACUAGUUACUCUUUUAAUGCGAUUCUAUUGUCCACUGCAAUUUCAGAAUCGAACAUAUUCCUGCAAAAACAACGGUGAUUGUAUUAUCGACAAGAAUAUGCGAUGUUCGUGCCGGCAUUGUCGAUUCAAAAAGUGUAUAAGGGUUGGGAUGGAUCGAAGUGGUAGGUGUGUUUACGUUUCAUUUGGUCAAAUAAAAGACAAACGACGAAAACUGAAUGUGGAACGUAGGCGUAAACGGAAAACACGUCGAGAUACCGAGCAUGGUGAUGAUAUUACCGAAGUUGAAAUCACCGAUCCACUGAUAGAAUUGCUUAUUGACAAGGAAACAAAGUACGUGACCUAUGCUGCGACUCCGAUGCCUGUCGGUUAUUCCACGAAUUUCUCCUACUGGCGUGCAAAAAUCCUGUCGGUGAUAGUCGAAUGGGCAAAAUCUUUUGAGGUGUUCAGUCGUCUAGCUCUUGACGAUCAAAUGCGGCUUAUAGUGCAUUCAUCGUUCUCCAACCUUGUGCUAGCCGAAGCCUUCAAUACCCCAGAAAAAUAUACUGACCGUAUUGUUUUCCCCGAUGGCCUUAGUGGGUUCCGAAGCCCGUCGGCGAACGCCUUGAAAGAGCGUAGUGGACUGAUCCCGACUGUUGUCGCAGUCAUUAACAAUAUUUUGGUUCCCAUUCGUCGGAUGAAGAUGACCAAAAUAGAGUAUUUACUGCUCCAAGCUGUCCUUUUUUAUGAUCCUGAGUGUUUGUCUUUGUCUGAGGGAGCACAACAAUUGAUAGCUGCUAAACGACGUCGCCUUCUCGACUCCUUACGGUCUCAUCUGGAUAAAAAGUUUAAGGACCAGUCAGAAAGUGCCUCUCGAUUUGCUGAAAUCUUGUUAAGGAUAAGUAACGUACAGAAAGUAGCGGCAUUCAAACGUGAGACGUUGGUCACAAUAGAGACGUUCAAUUUGAUGCAGCCACAUCCAUUCACUAUGGAAAUUUCGAAGAAGUAUCCGGACGUGUCAUUUUUCUAG